Punctularia strigosozonata HHB-11173 SS5 is the source of this 966-nucleotide messenger RNA. RefSeq lists its product as uncharacterized. The transcript is spliced from 2 exons. Bases 1 to 966 code for a protein of 321 amino acids. NCBI's taxonomy places the organism in Eukaryota, Fungi, Basidiomycota, Agaricomycetes, Corticiales, Punctulariaceae. The record is from RefSeq and is a predicted model, not a curated record.
AUGUUGCUCACUCUGCUCUCCGCCGCGCUCGCAAAUGCGCUGAACGCGGCGCUUGCAAGUGCGCCGUCCGUCGUCUUGCGCUUGCAAGUGCGCCGGCCCACCGCGCGGAACGUCCGCCCCCUCCUUCGCCCAACCCCCGAGCGGGAGCCGCCAACGCGGUCUCGCUGGGGGAAGCCUCCUUCUCCUCCCACCCUGGCACCCCCCCUCGACCUGCCCCGAGUGCGAGCCGCCAACGCGGUCGCACUCGGGGUCACCUCUCGCACUGGCGCCCCGCCCCGCCCGCCUUCGACCAACCCCGAGCCCGAGCCGCCAACGCGGUCGGGCUCGGCGUCGCAUCCCGCCCCGCGCCCGCCUCCGACCAGCCUCUCGCCAGCCUCUCGCCCGCCUUCUCGCCCGCCUCCCCGCCUCUCGCCGCCUUCUCGCCGGUGUCUCCGCCUCUCUCCGGCCUCUUGCCCGCCUCCCCGCCUUCUUGUCCGCCUCUCGCCCGCCUCGUCUCCUUCUCGCCGGCCUCUCGCCCGCAUCCUCGCCUUCUCGCCCCCUCCGUUCAACGCCGCGCUCCCGCCUCCCCGCCUCUCCCCCGCCUCUCUCCCAGCCCCGGGCCCGAGCCGCCAACGUGGUCGCGCUCGGUGUCGCGCCCGCGCUCGCGCUCGCCCCCGCUCUUCGCCCAACGCCGAGCCCGAGCCGCCGACGCGGUUUCGCUCGGCGCUGCUUCCACUCCCCGCACCGAGCGUUGGCCUAGCGCCGAGCCUCCCUGUCUCGCCCCCUCUUCGACCAGCCCCAAGCGGGAGCCGCCAACGCGGUCGUGCCCUGCCGUGCCUCCCCUGGCCCCCGUUUGCCCAACGCCGAGUGCGAGCCGCGAACGCGAUCGGUUGGUCGCACGUGCUUGGUGUCCCCGGUAUGCCCCCUUUGAGAUCUCCGGCACACCCACCUUGCCUCGGUCGCACCGAACUGUCCUGCCCCAAGUAG